This is a messenger RNA of Hemicordylus capensis (graceful crag lizard), 932 nucleotides long. RefSeq names its product proteasome 20S subunit beta 4 (gene PSMB4). NCBI's taxonomy places the organism in Eukaryota, Metazoa, Chordata, Lepidosauria, Squamata, Cordylidae. The transcript has 7 exons. Gene Ontology annotation, cellular component: proteasome core complex. The coding region runs from base 42 to 815 and encodes 257 amino acids. The record is from RefSeq and is a predicted model, not a curated record.
UCCGGCUCAGUCAGUGACUAAGCGGCUCCCGCGGAGGAAAGAUGGAGAUGUCGUCGCUGCCUCCGUUUUGGGCCGGGGGUCCCGCUCCGGGGGAGCUCUUCUCGCCGCCCUGCCCGGGCCACGGAGCAGCAGACCAGGCCGGGGCCGUCACCAGGACCCUGAGUCCCAUGGUGACAGGCACCUCGGUUCUGGGUGUCAAGUUUGACGGUGGUGUGAUGAUUGCAGCGGACAUGCUGGGCUCCUACGGGUCCCUGGCCCGGUUCCGCAACAUCUCCAGGAUUAUGAAAGUCAACGACAGCACCGUGCUGGGAGCGUCCGGAGACUACGCUGACUUCCAGUACCUCAAGCAAGUCGUAGAGCAGAUGGUGAUUGAUGAGGAGCUCUUGGGAGACGGGCACAGCUACAGCCCCAAGGCCAUUCACUCCUGGCUGACCCGAGCCAUGUACUCCCGCCGGUCCAAGAUGAACCCUCUCUGGAACACGGUUGUGAUUGGUGGUUACUCCAAUGGAGAAGGUUUUCUAGGCUACGUUGACAUGUUGGGCGUAGCUUAUGAGGCCCCUUCCCUGGCGACAGGAUACGGCUCCUACGUGGCACAGCCUUUGAUGAGGGACGCCCUGGAAAAGAAGCCCAACCUCUCCAAGAAAGAGGCGCGGGAGCUCAUUGAGCGCUGCAUGAAAAUCCUUUACUACAGAGAUGCCCGCUCGUUCAACAGGUAUGAGCUCACCACGGUCACAGAGAAAGGGGUGGAAGUGGAAGGGCCCCUCUCCUCGGAGACCAGCUGGGAAAUCGCGCAUCUGGUCAGUGGCUUUGAAUGAAACUGAAGAAUGUAUGUCCAUUCCAGCUUUGUUUCUGCAGAGGUGUCUCCAUUGUAUUGGGAGGACUCUACAUUUGUGUGUGUUUUUGUAAACAAAAUAAAGGUGGUUGGCACUCUA